UGAGAUAUCGCAGGUCAAACAACUCUGACAUAGAUUUAAAAUACCACGCCAACAACGCUAAUGAACUCGAUAUAUAUCCAUACAGUAGAUAUAUGUUAAGCGUUCUUUAACUUAUUUUUUUCUAAAAAGGCAAUGAAAUUUAAUUACGGCAUUUUAUUAAAAACUUGCUUAUAUACCUGGCCUAAUAAUAUGUAGUGAAAUUUUAGUCAUCCGCCAAUGUGGUACACUGUGCAAUAUAUCAUUCUAUACAUACUGAACAUGCAUAUCCAAUUAAUUCUCACCUGGUAAAACAGACACAAGAGGGAGUAUUAAAAGAGGAAAAUUGUUUUCUCAAAAAGAUAACGAUUACAGCAGUUGACCUUCAUUUAUAUUAUGAAUACAUUUAAAAACAAUGUAUCAGUAAGAAUUUGUUAUUUGCAUUUUAGAAUCACAAAAUGAUCAAUAAAUAAAAUAAAGUAAUUAUUCACUACUUAUAUAGGCAUCCAAAUUUAAAAGAAUACAUAAAAAUACGAAUGUAACGUGUCCAUAUUAAAAUAUUACAGCAAUUUCAUACUGAAUAAGUGGUCUUUAAUUUCGAUAAAAAUAUGUAUCAAACUUGUAAUAAUGAUGAGGAUGAAUUUGAACCAAGAACUACUCCGAAACCUGCUUCUAAGUUUGAUUGCUAUACACUACCAUCGGUUCCUGAAGUUUCUUUAAUAUUUGAUAAACCAUUAAGUUGCAAAACUGUGGAUUAUAAUAGUUCUGGUUCACCGUAUGUAGAACCUAAAACUUUAAAAUAUAAAAAUAAUGUCUCAUCUCCUUUGAAUGUGAAUGGAUCUUACGCAGCAUGGAAAGAACAAAAUUAUUCACAAAAACCACCAACUUCUAAAAUAAAUGAUGGGGUAACUCCUUCAAAAAUACAAUAUUGUCAAAGUUAUGCGACAGAACCUUAUACCUCAGAAAAUGUAUUACAAAAAUCAAAUGAAAGGAUCGGUACUUUAAGGAACGAGUUUUAUAAUAGUCCAAGAUCUACAGAGAAACAAAUAUAUAGAAAAAGUCCUGAAAAUCUGCAUAAACAUAAUUAUGAAGUAUAUGAGGAUAAUUCGGCGCAAGUUGAAAAGAAACAUAAUAUUAAAACUCAAUGUACUAAUACAAUAAAACACAUGAAGUCUGUAUCAAAUGUACCGCAUGUUGUUAGGGCAUAUGUAAAUAAUUGCGAUACAAAUGAAAAAGAAUAUUCUCCAUUGCUAUAUGAAAAAAGAUCAGUUAAUUUUGAGCAUCACAAUAGUCCAUUCAUUGAUUCAAGCAAUGAAGCAACUGUACAAAAUUUUCCCAUUAAUUCGAAUAGUUUAAAAAGAACUGAAUUUCCGUUACCACAAUAUCUAGGCCAACAAUAUCCUUAUUUUAAUACAAAUACAUAUUCAUUUCCGCAGCAUCAUCCUUGCCCCCCUCAUAGUAAUGAGAGUCAAGAAACAGUUAAAAAUUUAUUGCAAAUCAUAAAUAGCCAGAAUGAACAAAUAAAAUCCUUACAAACGCAAGUAGAUAGAUUACUAAAAAUACAGGAAGAAAGUUUAAGAGAAAAGAAAACUUGUUCUUGUUCAUUUCAAAUACAACAAAAUGGUCAAUCGAUUAAAAAUAACGAUAAUACACUAGAUUCCACUAGUUGUAUUAGAGUUCCACAAAACUCAAGACAACAUCCAUAUCAGUAUGAGUCAUCUAAAAAUAAAGAAAUAAGUAGAUGUAACGAUAAUGAAAAUGUAAAUCAAACUGAAUUGAUAUUAAAAGAAACACAAUCAAGACAAGCUUUUAUGGAACAAAAAGUUUCUAUUGGUGUAAUGACAAGUUUUGAAUUUACUGUUCAGAAUAGUCCUUUCCCUGUAGAUAUUGAGGACUAUGAAAGAAACGAGAAACAACAAGAAAAAAGUAAUUUAAAAUUAUGUAAUAACGUUGGUGUACAUGACACUGGUGUUGCACACGAACCGUUAAGAAGAUAUAAAAAUUCUUUUAAUAGAAUACCUAGUGGACAAUUAGAAAAUAUAGUUGAAGAUUCUGAGAGUUAUAUGUCAUCUAGUCAACAACAAAGUAGUAAUUUAAAUGCAAGUAUUUCUCUAAAAGAUUUGGAUAAACAGGCUUAUAUGGAUGUUCGGAGAGAAAUAGAUGUUCGUAGAUCAGAAUCCCCUAAAUUUUGUAAAGCUGCAGCUACAAAAAUAAAUCAGAUAGAAAAUACACAGAAACGUUUGGAAAGAAAUGACGAGGAAGAAACAAAAAAUUAUGAAAUUUCAAAAACACCAACAUUACAAAGGAAUAUUUUAGAAUACAAUACUUUAGAAAAUAAAAAUCAUAGAACGAAUGUUCCUCCUAGUACAGGACAACAUACUAAGGUACAAAUGCAGAAUGAUAACGAUUGUAUACGAACAAACAAUUCUAUAAACAGAUCAUCUAGUUAUAAUAAGAAUUAUCAAAAAGAAGGACAGGUUCUUCCCAAGCAUGGCAGUUGCAUCGAAGAUAGUCUGAUCUUAAAUGGUGGUGAUUUGAAAAUAAACGAAAGGCCGCCUACUCCAGAACCUAGUAUUCAUGUUGAAAUGCAAGAGUAUUCCAGCGACGAUGAUAGCGAAAAGAUUAAACGUAGUUCUAAAGUAGGCUGGACUUUCUACAAUAAUGUUCUUGGACAAGUAAAUCAAUUGUUACAGAAUUCCUCUGUAAUAGACGAUCAGCAACAAGAUCCAAGAAAAGUAAACCAAAAUGAACGAGAUGAGACUGAGAAUAGGGCAUUAGAUAAUGUAAAAGUUGCUACAUUAGAACAACUUAAAAAACUUGGAAUUAGUUUAAGCGAAAACCCAGAACAUAAGGAAUCAAACAACAGUAAUAAGAUGGCAUUUGAUUCAUCGUUCUAUCCACGUUGCGAUUACCAAGCAAAUAUGACACAAGCCACAAGUGCUGUAAAUGAAACAAAUACAAGUAUGCAUAUGAAGGCAUUGGCUUUGAAAUAUUUAACUGAUGAACAACUUUCUGAAUUAGCCAUACAAAGACAAGGUUCUGCAUCUGUAAAACAUCUUAUGCUUAGUAACGUACAAGGUACAAACAUGUCCUUUGCUACAAUGCGUUAUCUAGAAAGAUAUCAGCUACUUCCGGGAAAGAAUAAUGUUCAGACAGAAGAUAUUAAUAAAACACAGAUGGAAGUACCUCCAAAAGUAGAUCUGAGAUUAGCAAAUACAAAAAAUAGUCCUGCAUUAAAACGUUUUCCUUUCACUCAGACACCGAGAACGACUUGUCCUAGUAAGAUUUUGGAUAUUUCAACUUUAAAGCAACAGCCUAAACUCUUAUAAAAAUUGAUAAUAUUGAUAUAUUAAAUUAAAAUUUUUUAAAUUUUGUAAUAUUUCAACUCUUAAGCCAUCUUUUUCUAUUUUAUAUUAUUUUAUGUUUAUCAUGCACAAUAUAUUCAUCAAUCACUACUGUAAUCGACCAAAGGUAG
This is a messenger RNA of Nomia melanderi (Alkali bee), 3451 nucleotides long. RefSeq lists its product as uncharacterized. Gene Ontology annotation, cellular component: microtubule organizing center. NCBI's taxonomy places the organism in Eukaryota, Metazoa, Arthropoda, Insecta, Hymenoptera, Halictidae. The record is from RefSeq and is a predicted model, not a curated record. Gene Ontology annotation, biological process: microtubule organizing center organization; smoothened signaling pathway; mitotic spindle organization.